AUGUACUUCAAGGACCAGACUUACUAUAGGGUGAGCAACAUGGACGGCCGGAUCGAGAACGCAGACCACCGACUAACGGACGACAUCACUGCGUUCACGACGUCCGUGGCGCACUUGUACUCGCACCUGACCAAGCCGCUGUUCGACUGCGCUCUGAUCGCGCUCACCUUGGCCAGGAGCAGCAAGCAGAUGGGCGCCGCCGUCGUUCCAGGACCCUUAUUGGCCAUCGUCGUCAUCAGCAUCACCGGACAGAUCCUGCGAAUGCUGUCGCCGAAAUUCGGUUCCUUAGUCGCCGUGGAGGCAGACAGGAAGGCCUACCUCCGUCACAUCCAUUCCAGGGUCAUCACGAACGCCGAAGAGAUCGCGUUCUACGGUGGCCACAAGGUGGAAAUGAUACAUUUGCAAAACGCCUAUCAGUCGUUGGCCCGACACAUGAACGCGAUAUUCUCGCAAAGACUGUGGUACGUGGUCCUAGAACAGUUCCUCAUGAAAUACGUAUGGAGCGGAACCGGAAUGGUCGUCGUGUCGUUACCGAUCAUAACUAGCUCAAGAAUAGCAGAACUCAACGAUUCUCCUGACGGAGGAGUGAGCGAGAGGACUCAAUACCUGACCACGGCGAGAAAUCUACUGGCUUCCGGGGCCGAUGCCGUCGAGAGAUUAAUGACUUCAUAUAAGGAAAUUGUCGAGCUGGCCGGUUACACGUACAGGGUAGGCGCCAUGCUCGACGUGUUCAACGACGUCAGCAAGUGUAAAUACCGCCGAAACGGUUUGGCCAACGGAAAAGUGCACAAGAUGUUACCGAAAUUGCACUACAACAAGGACGGACAACUCGUGAUCAGAGGCGUCGUAAAAAACAGUCCGGACGGCAGCAUAUCGCUGUACGACGUGCCCAUUGUGACGCCCAACAGCGACGUGGUCGUGUCCAGCCUGACGAUGACAAUGAAGCCCGGCGAACACCUGCUGAUCACCGGCCCCAACGGAUGCGGUAAAUCGUCUCUGUUCAGGGUCCUAAGUGGGCUGUGGCCCGUCUACGCCGGCACGCUAAUCAAGCCUCCAAACUGUUGCAUGUUUUACAUACCACAAAGGCCGUACAUGACAAUUGGCAGCCUUAAAGAACAAGUGAUUUACCCGGAUACGCUUUCGGACACGCUGACCAAAGGCAUUACCGAACAAGACUUGGAGGCGUGCCUGGCCCAAGUCCACCUGUCCCAUCUGGUACAGAGGGAAGGCGGCUGGGACGCGACCGCUGACUGGAAGGACGUCCUGUCCGGUGGCGAGAAACAGAGGAUGGCCUUUGCCAGAAUCUUUUACCACAAACCGUCUUUUGCCCUGCUGGACGAGUGCACCAGCGCUGUGAGCAUAGACGUCGAAAGCGACAUGUACCAGUCGGCCAAGGACUCCGGUAUCACACUGCUCACCAUCACCCACAGGCCGUCCCUAUGGAAAUUCCAUUCCCACGUAUUGCAGUUUGACGGCGAAGGCGGAUGGAAAAUUUCAACACUGGGACAAAAGGAAAAAGAUACCGGUAUAUUAGCAAUCGAACAACCGAAAGAUAAAUUAGUGAACGGAAUUUCUUAG
Molecule: messenger RNA, 1578 nt
Organism: Macrosiphum euphorbiae (potato aphid)
Lineage: Eukaryota; Metazoa; Arthropoda; Insecta; Hemiptera; Aphididae
Source: the annotation of a GenBank genome assembly